UUAUUUGACAUUGAAAACAAAAUAAACUGCCAGUUCGGAAGCAAUCAAUACCAUUUAAAAAUAAUUAUUGAAAGCUUUCAUGCAUGAUAAAUAAUAGUUUGUAAAAAUUUGUAUUGGAAUACAUUAACAAAAAUGCCGUGUGAGAUGAUUACACUCCAACUGGGCCAAUGCGGCAACCAAAUUGGUUUUGAGUUUUGGAAAAGAUUAUGUGCAGAACACGGAAUAAAUCCUGAAGGGAUACUUGAAGAUUUUGCUACAGAAAAUAUUGAUAGAAAAGAUGUAUUUUUCUACCAAGCUGAUGAUGAGCACUACAUUCCCAGAGCUGUAUUACUGGAUUUAGAACCCAGAGUCAUAAAUACAAUAUUAAACUCACCUUACUCAAAGCUUUAUAAUCAGGAAAAUGUAUUUUUAUCAAAAAAUGGAGGAGGGGCUGGGAAUAACUGGGCAUCAGGGUUCUCACAAGGAGAGAAACUGAAUGAAGAAAUUUUUGAUAUUAUUGAUAGAGAAGCUGAAGGUAGUGACAGCUUAGAAGGUUUUGUUUUGUGCCACUCCAUUGCUGGAGGUACAGGGUCAGGAAUGGGUUCUAAUAUUUUGGAAAAGUUAUCAGAUAGGUUUCCCAAAAAAUUGGUACAAACCUAUAGUGUGUUCCCCAAUUUAGAUGAAAUUAGUGAUGUAGUAGUUCAACCUUACAAUUCAUUACUUACAUUAAAAAGGUUAACUGAAUCAGCCGAUUCUGUUGUGGUAUUGGAUAAUACAGCCCUUAAUAGGAUAGCUGCUGAUCGUUUGAAAAUUCAGAAUCCUACAUUUACACAGAUCAAUAGUUUGGUUAGUACCAUUAUGUCUGUCUCUACUACUACGCUUAGAUAUCCUUCUUAUAUGAACAAUGAUCUGACAGAAUUACUUGGCCCGUUAAUUCCAACACCACGUCUUCAUUUCCUAAUGACGGGUUACACGCCACUAUCUACAGAUAAUGAUGAAGCAAAUGUCAGGAAAACUACUGUACUAGAUGUAAUGAGAAGAUUAUUACAACCUAAAAAUAUGAUGGUGUCCACAGCCCAAGAUAGACAUUCCCAGCAUUGUUUUAUAUCGAUAUUAAAUAUUAUACAGGGAGAAGUAGAUCCCACACAAGUUCACAAAUCUUUACAAAGAAUUAGGGAGAGAAAAUUAGCCCAAUUCAUCCCCUGGGGACCGGCUAGUAUUCAAGUAGCUCUAUCGAGGAAGUCACCAUAUAUACAGACAGCACAUAGAGUGUCAGGGCUUAUGUUGGCCAAUCACACAAAUAUUAGUUCACUAUUUGAUCGGGCUCUAACCCAGUAUGAUAAACUCAGAAAGAGAGAGGCAUUUCUGGACCAGUUUCGCAAAGAGGAUAUGUUUAAAGACAAUUUGGAUGAAUUAGAUUGUAGCAGAGAGGUGGUCCAAGACCUAGUUGACGAAUAUAUUGCAGCCACAAGAGAAGAUUAUUGUACGUGGGAAAAAUAAACAACUCAUUUUGAAAAGACUGAUCGUUGCCAUAUUUUUAUUUCUUACUUAGGAUAGUAAAAAUUGGUAAAUGUUACAUGAAAAUCAAAGAGUUUAGUCACUCUUCUAUUCACAAAUGGUUUACAUAAUUAUUAAGAAGAUUCAUAGAGUAAUCGCUAUUAAGUGAUUCUGUCCCACUCUUCGAAUCUUUGUUAAUAUAUUAUAAGUUUAUAGAAUAGCUGUGAAAAAAUUGUCUGUCUUUAAGACCAUUUUUAUGAAUUUAUCCAUCCAAUAACAAGACCUAUCUUGGGUUUUAUUUGAAUAGUUUACUAUUAAACUAUUACUACUAAACAUACCCUUACUAAAACUCUGAACGAUUCGUACAUUUUACUCAUUUUAUUUUCCUAAUGAAGUUUUUCUUAAGAUCUGCUUUCAAUAAUCUGUAUAUUUAAGAUCUGAUCUGUUCGAUAUAGGUGUACAUUAACAAUAAAAUCUAACAAAAUUUGUAAUAAAAAUAAUAACAAAUAA
Molecule: messenger RNA, 1986 nt
Organism: Diabrotica virgifera virgifera (western corn rootworm)
Lineage: Eukaryota; Metazoa; Arthropoda; Insecta; Coleoptera; Chrysomelidae
Product: tubulin gamma-1 chain-like
Exons: 7
Coding region: 133-1479 (448 amino acids)
Biological process (GO): cytoplasmic microtubule organization; mitotic cell cycle; microtubule nucleation
Cellular component (GO): nucleus; cytoplasm; microtubule
Molecular function (GO): structural constituent of cytoskeleton; GTP binding
Source: RefSeq, a predicted model, not a curated record